AUGAAGCCGCAUACUCCGCAACCGGAUGUUGCCGAUGACGCCAAAGCAUCAAAACUAAACUGCAGGGCAGUCGAGCAAGCAGUUUGCGACUCCGAGGUUUUCGAACAGAUCAACCCGAAAAUGCGUGCCUACUUCUCAACUCCCCAAUUCAUGGGACUCCUGCACCUGCUAGCCUCUGUUCCUAGCAUCGGUGCCAUCCCCAUGCCCCAGGAUGUCGUUGUCAUCGGGCCAAGCGUGAUCCCCGGUUUCACCACGGUAGAUGAGAUUUGCGGUGCAACUUAUGACGACCCUUUCCUGACCUGGGUCCGCUCCGGAGCGGCUCGUUUCCUUGGCAAAUUCAUCAAGGAGAACGGUGCCAACAACUGGGCCAACAAGAUUGACCAGCAGACCACGAAUGGCGGCAGUCAAGGCACGUCCAACCUCGCUUGCACCGAUCUGCUCACCGGAAACUGUGCUUUCCCUCAUGUGCAAUGUCGCUUCUAUACCCCUCCCGAGCUGUUCCACAUCAGGAACGCCAUGGCCAACGCCCACGCCAUGAUGACCGGCCUCCACGAGGGAUUGCAGAAUACAGCCAUCGUCGAGAGCUUGAGCAUCGAUCAGAUCGCAAAUGACUUUGGGCCUCCGAGUGCUUCUAACCCGGCGGGUCUCCUCAACGCCGCCUUCACGAUUGCUGCCGGCGCUGCCGCUCUCGACGCUUUGAUCGCGGGUCCGCUGACCAUAAUUGCCGGUGUUUUCGGCAUCUUGGCCAGCAGUGGGCUUAAGAACUUGGCCAGUGCUGUGUUUGGAGGUGUGAACACAGACAUCAUCCCUAACCCAGAGGGUGACGCGGAUCCUAUCAGCGCCUUCUUCUCCGGAGGCAAAUAUCUCUUCAAGGUCACCGCAGAGGGUAGCAUCGACACUGUUGUGAGCAACACAAUGAGUAUCGCUCAAAAGUAUAUCCGACAACGGCUAGUCAACUCCGCCCUCAAGGCCAAUAAUUACUACAUCUUUGUCGACACCGAUAUCACCGAUGGCAACAGGUGCGCGUCGGUCCAGGGAGCUGGCUCUCGCUUCAUCAACAACCAGUGUUUCCAGAUUCAUCACUUUGACCGCCCCGACGUGUUUACCGCUGGAGAGUCUUCGCCCAUUGAGCGUGAGAAAGUCCUCAAGCUCGAUGACGGCUCUUCCAAGUACAACUUCGUUAUGGAAGAGUUCUACGCCAAUGCGAAUGACUGCGCCGACAGGCACCCCAACUUCGACGGCUCAUUCAGCGGAUCCGUCCCUGUCGUGGGCAAUGCCGGCACGCCGUACCCAGAGUGCUUCUUCGAUUUGCCCGUUAUCAAGUCCUCCAAGUCACCCUGCUCCUUCGGUGACAAGUCGAAGCUUCCGGAGAACCUUGGAAUCACGGACUCCAGGUGCAGUCGUAUUGACCGCUGCUUGGGAAACCCCGGCUUCUGUAUUCCGAACUAA
Messenger RNA from Parascedosporium putredinis, 1449 nucleotides. NCBI's taxonomy places the organism in Eukaryota, Fungi, Ascomycota, Sordariomycetes, Microascales, Microascaceae. The record is from the annotation of a GenBank genome assembly.